This is a messenger RNA of Drosophila sechellia, 1771 nucleotides long. RefSeq names its product trichohyalin-like. Lineage: Eukaryota; Metazoa; Arthropoda; Insecta; Diptera; Drosophilidae. Gene Ontology annotation, cellular component: nucleus. Gene Ontology annotation, biological process: regulation of transcription by RNA polymerase II; regulation of mRNA processing. The annotation marks the transcript as partial. The transcript is spliced from 4 exons. Gene Ontology annotation, molecular function: sequence-specific DNA binding. The record is from RefSeq and is a predicted model, not a curated record.
AGCAGAUUGGACGCCGGAAACAAGAAGAAGGAUGACGACAGUGGCAAAAAGUCUGGUAGCGGCAAGGGUUCCAGCUCCAACGGUGGCGAUGACAAGAAGGGCGGCGAUGGAAACGGCGACAGCAAGUCCGUUGGUGGCGAUUUGAAGCGUGAUGGCAAGGAGCGCAACAGGGACCGCAGCCGUCGCAACGAUGACCGGGGCAAGUCGUUGGCAAGCCAGGAUAGAUCGCGCCACGAUCGCGAGCGAUCCGCCAAGGGUAGUCAGGAUCAUCGUUCGGGGCGCAAUCCACGCGACGUCGACCGUGAGAUUCAGCAGCGCCAGAGGGAGCGCGAGCGUCGUCAACGGGAGAUGCUAUCCUACCAGAAGAUACGUGAGGAGCGCGAGCGCCAGCGCCUUCGGGAAAGGGAGCGUGAGCUGCGUGAGGAGGAACGUCGCCGUCGGGAGGCCCGUGAGCGCCAGCGAAUCGAAGAGGAGCGUCUGCAGGAAGAGCGCCGCAAGCUCGCCGUGGAGCGGGAACGGCUCGAGCGGGAGAAGGCCGAGCUUUUGCGGAUGGAGCGCGAGCGCCAGAAGCUGGAGAGAGAAAAAAUCGAGCUGGAACGCCUCGAGCUGAAGCGACAACAGAUGAAGAUCAUGGAAUCCCGCGAUGAUCCUGGCAAGCGCGGGGUAAGCAAGCGCUCCGACGACCGCUAUGGAGAGGUUACUGAUCGUAAGCGCACAGCUAUUUUUGAUGCGCCACCACCACCGAGGUUCGACACGAAUCUAGUCAGCUCCCGCAGCACCUAUGACAAAAAACACGAUGACUACGGAUCCUCGUCGACGACCAAGCGCGUGCUGGAUGACUAUUCUAGUUCCAGCAAGCGUUUGGAUUACUCCAGCAAGCGUAACGACUACAGCAGUUCUUCCGGAUCCAAGCGUGGCGCUGUCGAUGAUUACACUGCCGUGCCUACGAAGCGCUCCAACGAUUAUAGUGCCUCCUCUUCUAGCAAGCGCGACGACUAUAAGCGCGAUGAAGUGCGUCAUUUGCCACUUUCAGGAACUGUCGGCGGCGGCUCAAGCAGCUCGUAUCUACACAAGAACAACACAGGCGGUGGCGGAACCGGAUCCUACGUCCACAAGAACAACACCAGCAGCACUGGCGGGCGCUACAACGAUUCUGAUCGCAGCAACACAUCGAGCUAUAGACGCGACGACUCCCACAGCCUCGGUAACAAGCGUUAUGACAACUCCAGCGGCGGCGGGGGAGCCUACGGCAGCAGCUCGAACAGCGUUAACAUCUGGGCCCCAUCAUCCGGUGGAAGCAGCUCUCACUUGGGCAGCGGUGGCGGCGGCGGCGGCAACCAAAUUAAGUCAUACGGCAACAACGGCUUGUCCUCGAGUAUGCACAGCACCAAUUCGUGGCAAAAGUCUGCUCCCGUUGACGACAACGGUUGGCGGCAAGUGCCCGCGCGCUUCGAUCGCGGUUACAACGAACGUUCAUCCGGCUAUCAAGGGCAGAGUGGGGGCGGAGGAGCAGGCGGAAUGUACGGUGCGAGCCGACCCGCCCAGGAUCGCUACAGCGGACCAGUGUCGCGCUACAAGGGAACGUGCAUUUACAUAAAAUGAGGCAAUUCGAAUUUCGAAACAUGCAUCCCCACAUCCAACACACCCCCCCGAAUGACUUUUCCAGCAGCGCCCAGGAGCGCUGCUCUUAAUAUAGUGCACUUUAGUUAGUUGUAGUUCUAAAACAUAAAUUACAUUUUUAAACAAAUAGAUGUAUUAACUACGUUGGAAA